CGUAAACCAAUUGCAUCGGUGCGGGCAAACGUUCAAAACGUUUCAGAUGUCAUUUCAGCACUUACCAAAGGUUAAGCGCAGCGGUCAAUUAGCGGGUUCUACACCACAGUGUUGCCGUCGACUCCAAAGGUCCAUAUUGGACAUCGAUCGAUUGCGGAGGAACUAGCUCAACAAUCCGAGCCGGCGAGGAGCCCGCCGAGCGUCAGGCAGUGGUAGCACGCACGUACGAGGUGCAGCAAGUGGUGUAAGCACCAAGCUUCCCUUUGUGCAGGUGUGAAUGGGUGAGGCUCACAGCUAGCAGAGAGCGAGUCGAUCCCUCCCUGCCACCCACACCAGCACAGGGAAGGACGAGAGAAGCGCAAGCAGCCCAUUAAGUUUACGUGUUAAGGCUGACGCAUGCUGCCAACUUCAAGGAUGACGAGUUGGAUUCAGGAAAGCCUUAAAAGGUUGCCUAACGCAACCUUCUACCGGACUCCAGUCACGCCUCAUUGAUAAGGGGAAGCAAGAGUCAGCAUGUUUCUUAAAACUGGGGUGAGUUUUGAGAGUGGUGAUCUUCUUGGCUACGGCAGUCGCAAGGCUGCUGCUAAUGGCUACUGCUAGCUGCAUUGCUACUGUUCUGCUUUUUAAACCGCCCUAUCUUCGCAGGUUGCGCACUAGCAGUCGAGUUGGAGGUUACCUUCCUGACUUCUCUGAGCACUCGCCCUAGCUUCACGUCACUGUAGCAGGUUGCUAACUGUCUCUGCAAAUUCCAGUCUGCAGACGUCCUACCACCGGCCAUGCUGCUCCGGACGUGGCCCAUACUCCUGGUCCUACACACGCCCAAUAUGGAGGCGCUCGCUCUGGCUUGUGGAUCGCACUGAUUGCUGCCGUGCUGGUUUUGAAUCUAUGCCGCAAUAGCUCCAAGAUCCACCUCCCCAUUAAUCUCAACCUAGAAUAACUGCUAGAGCUGCAGCAGCUAACCAAGGCAUUCCAGUGACAAGCCGGCAGCUGAUAGGGUGGUGGUGGUCGUCGUCUGCUGUGAUGUUCCACUUCUGCCCUGACCGUAACACUGUACUCGCAAGCAAAGAUCCGUGAAGCCAUAAAAGAGCUGGGAAGCAUGCAUAUAACUGGUGGUAGUGUAUUCCCUUCUGGCAAUGUUGGAAGGGCACUUCAGUGUCCCCUUGCAGGGGACCGUCGUAGUUCUUUAGUGUCUCCCUUAGAAAAUCAAAUUUCCUAGGUUUAACGUUACCUGGCUUAACGUGUCUGUGUUUCCUAGGUUUAACGUUACCUGGCCUACCGUGUCUGUUUCCUGGUCCACAUCAAUUUCCCCAAAAGAUGUCCGGAUGGACCCGUCAAGCUGGCAACACUCUGUUUCAUGGUAUCCCGGGACCAGUCAAGCUGAAUACCUUUCCAUUUUGUGUUCCCCGCGACCGGUCAGUAUAGGUAAUGGCUGGUUGCCCGGUCUGAGCUGAACCCAUCAAGCGACGGAGGUCUGUUCAGCGGGAUAAGCGGAUCAGUCAGGGGCAUCCAUGUGACCAUCUGUUUCCCGGUCUGAGCGAACCCGGUCAAGUUGUUCUGUGAGGGACCCUCGGCAACUCAGUCUAUUCUGCGGUCUCCCUUGACCCUGACCGUCCUGUUCUGCUGUCUGCCAUGACCACCCCUAUCUUGUCCGCGGACCAGUGUUAAUUUUGGCAGCUAUUUUUGAUUUAGUCUUAGUCUUUAGACGAAAAUGCAUAUUAGUUUUAGUGAUAUUUAGUCCUUUUUCUCGAUGAAAACUAGACUUUGCUUUGUGAUUAAGUAUUUAUUACUAACUAGAAUAUAGAAAAAUGAUAAAGAAUACAGAAAUCAUCAACACAAGUCGUAAGUACAGACAGAAGUCAAAUGAGUAGAAUUCAACUGAAAAGGGGCAGAUGGUUCUUUCUCCCAAAAGGAGCCGGAAGAUCUGACCAAGUUUCUGGGGGAGAACAAGAGGUUUUAUACACUUCAGGGUGGGUCAAGAGGAAUGCAUGGAAAAGUACCAGACAACGCAGGGGAGACACCGCGACCCUUCCCUAAUGGGACCCAGUCAAUAAACAACAUUUGGAAAGAUCAGUCAGGGCAGCCCUUAUCUCACCCCGGUCACAGGCCCACAUAAAAGGCCACAUUCCUGAGAGACCCACACUAUGCACAAAUUCUCCCCCGACAACAGAAAGAGAAAUUUAAGCAAUACUCAUCUUAAAUUCUAAGUUAGGAAAGGGUAAAAAAAAGUUUUAAUAUUUAAGCAUAUCGCUCAAUAAAAAGUCUUUCUGGGGAACUCAUAUUGAGCAUAUUGAAACGACAACAAAGGUGAUCAAUGUACGUGAGCAGUAUUGUACAUGACAGAGGAGCAGAUAGACGUCACUUAAUCAAUAUCUAUAAGGCCAUCGUACGAUCAUCUAUAGAUUAUGGCGGUAUGGUGGAGCAGCUGCUAAGAGUACAAUACAAUCUUUACAUAGAAUUCAUUUCAGAGCUAUAAGACUUUGCAUGGGUGCAAUUAAAUUCACACCAAAGGAAUGCACUUCUGGUGGAAUCCAACAAAUAUCCAUUAAGAUUAAGACGACAAGGCAACCUCCGGUACAUUGGGUGAAGCUAAAGGGAUCUGGAGUGGAACUUCCUGCAACGAAGGGGAAUUUUGUUGCAAAGACAGCACUAAAAGAAGUUAUUUUAAUAUUCCUUUUGGAAAGAGGGAAGCUAAGUCAUUAAUAAGAGGGGCAGUACGGGAUGUAUGACAAAAGAGUUGUGACAAAGACGACAAAGGAAGAGAUUAUCAUAACAUUCGGAAACACAUGAAUGUGAAGACGAAGGGAAGUAUAGAAGAGAGGAGGUCAAAAUAUGACAGACAGGACUUAACUCAGAGUUGUAUUUAAUGGCAAAAAAUGAGUCCGAUAAGUGCACUGUGUAAAGUUACAUAAGACAAUGAGAUUUCUUAAAGAAACAAGAUUAGGUGUUGUUUAUUAUUAGUUAGAACUGUGAUGAAACUGUUACCCUGAAACUCCACGUUGAGUUUGUAGUGAUACAUUUAGUUUUUAAAUAACCAUAACUUGCUCAAUUUUCAACCGAUCUUUAAAUGGUUUGUUUUGUUAUAAACAUCAGAGAUGUAGUUGUGAGACUGCAUGCAUACUAUGAAUAAUUAUGGUAUGUUCUAAAAAAUAGCAUAAUGUUCUAAAAUAGGUAUAAGAUUUCCCUUUACAAAUAUACAUCAAGAAAUGCUGAAUGUUGAACCCUGUAGAGAGAGGUAUUUAUGACACUGUAUACUUAUGAAUAAUUGUGUUUAUAAUCAUAGGUUUUAUACAAACAUACCUUUUAAAUAGGACAUUAUCCAUACGCAUGCAGUGUUAUAAUUACAUCUCUAACGUUUAUUUAAAAAAACACGUUUAAAAAUCGGUUGAAAAUUGAAAAGUUAUUUUUAAAGUACAUGUAUACUACCAACACAAUGUUAUGGGUGAACGAGCGAGCUGUACCAAGAUGGCCGCCAUGUGGGGACUUUCUAUACUCCGCCGUAAGACACCUAGCCGUUAUAUAUAUAUCUAUGCCUUCAAUCAUAAUGGCAAGCGGAACCUUAAUGUGACUGGUGUUUCCAGUCGGAACCUUAUAGUGUUGCUCAGCCGUUGCUCGGUGUUGGUGGCAGUGCAGGUAAUUAUUUCAUCGGUUACCAAGCAACAAUGUCUUCAGUUGAGGGUUUGAGAGAGUUUGUCAACGAGCGACUAUCUGCUGCUGCUGAAGAAAUAUUCGGAGUUUUUAAAAGAAGCAUCGUCGAGUACCAGGAAGAGAUCGACCGGCAGCGCGGACUGUUGGAUGUUUUAUUGAAACCCGAAGUGAGGUUACACCGGAUAGAGCUCCCGCAGUCACGUGUCUGUAAGGAGGAGGAGGUUCUCUGUGACCAGCAGCUCUGUCUCCAGGAGAGGAACCCCAGUCUGGACCAAGAGGACCCAGAUCCUCCACAGAUUAAAGAGGAACAGGAGGAACUGUGCAGCAGUCAGGAGGGAGAGCAGCUUGAACCGAAGCAGGAGGCCGACACCUUUACGUUGACUCCCACUUGUGAGGAAACUGAUCACAGUGAUGAUGAGACUCCGUUUUUGAAUCCUGACAGAAGUCAGAGUGAAUCAGAGACAGAGCCUCCAGCUAGCACGUGUACCAGCUGGUUAGAUGAGGAAAUAGACUGUGAACGUUUUGUGGUACCAGAACCAAACGACAACAACAAGGAGCCACAACAGCAGAUUCUGGCUCCUCCAGGUGACAAGACAUUUUUGUGCAAAACACAUGGAAACUAUUCCAAACACAACAGAAACUUGUUGGCCCACGUGAAAAGAUUCUACAUUGUUGACCAACCAUACGUAUGCAACACCUGUGGGAAAAGAUUUGUGGAUGAAUCUGUAUUUGAGAAUCAUAAAAGAGUCCACAGUGAUAAGAAACCAUUUUCUUGUCAAAUAUGUGGAAAAGAUUUCAAAUUUAGUAAUAACUUAAAAGUUCACAUGCUAAUCCACACUGGGGAAAGGCCGUUUUCUUGUAGCACCUGUGGGAAAACAUUCACUCAGAAAUCACAUUUAAAGGCUCAUUUAAGAAUUCAUUCUGGGGAGAAGCCAUAUUCCUGCAUCAGCUGUGGGAAAACAUUCCGUACUAAAUCACAUUUGAAGUAUCAUACAAUUACAUUACAUUACAUUACAUCACACGUCAUUUAGCUGACGCUUUUACCCAAAGCAACUUUAAAUAAGUGCAUUCAACCAUUAGAGAUACAAAGAAAAAGAAACAAGAACGGAACGCAAGGGCUGCAUUUGAGAGUAAACUGUUUUCAGUAUUCUCUUCUUCCACGGGCAUAACCAUCCAGCCAAAACCCGACUGGAUGAGCUGUGGAAGGGUUUUCAUUUUUUGGGAGUUUUUCCUGUGCUGAUGUGAGGGUUUCGGGACAGAGAAUGUCGCAUGUAUUCAGACUGUUAAUCCCUCUGAGGCAAAUUUGUGAUUUGGGGCUAUAUAAAAUAAAAUUCAUUGAAUUGA
Messenger RNA from Gasterosteus aculeatus aculeatus (three-spined stickleback), 4989 nucleotides. Lineage: Eukaryota; Metazoa; Chordata; Actinopteri; Perciformes; Gasterosteidae. The record is from RefSeq and is a predicted model, not a curated record.